UAUUGUGGACCUGCCUGUGGUUCACGUGACUUUAAUUAUUGUCAAAAAUCGUGAAAUUGUCCGUUUCAAGCAACAGCUUUCAAUCCUCCUGCUUGUUCACCGAUUGUAAUUAAUAUUUGGAUAGAUAUAAAUAGGGGAAAUUAAAUAAAAUUUUCAGUCAUAUCUUGUACAAACAUGUGGCAACUAAAAUUUGCAAUUCUCCUUUGUGGUAUCGUUGCAAAUGCAAAACCAAAAAUAGCCUUCACUGCAACCUUAUCAAAAAAUACAAACGUUGGUUACCAUGAAGCUGUAAAGUAUAACAGGGUCUUAACCAACAUAGGAGGUGCCUACCAUCCAUGGACAGGGCACUUCAAAGUCCCAUACAGCGGUAUUUAUCUGAUUUCAUGCACGGCAAUGAGUGAAACCAAAAAACCUGCCUACCUACAGAUUGUAAAGAAUCACCAAGUUUUGACAACAAUAUUUUCGAGUACAAAAACCUUCCCUCAGAGUGCGCAAACCCUGAUUCUACAGCUAAGGAGAGGCGAUCGUGUCUGGGUUUGGGGACGAUAUGAGCGUCUCACACUGCGUGAUAAUUCCUAUUUCAAUGUAUUUUCCGGUGCUUUGCUGCAUUAGGCUUGCAGAUAAACCAACAACUUUUAAUGAGGAACUGCAGUAAUGUCCAUUUUUUGUGUGAUUUCAGCUUUUUCUACAAGACGUGCACGUAUCGUAACAUUUAGCUAUGAUGUGUAAUCUUUUUUUUUUUUUUUAUAAUUUCAGACGUGUAACCUUUCAAUUGUUACAUUGAACAUUGUCCAAAAAUGUUAUUUAUUCUCUUUGUAUUCUUCUUGGGGAAAAUGUAUAUGUAAUUGUUGGCGUUUUCUAUUUACAGCUAAACUUUCUUUUUAAAUUAAAUCUGCAAACUAA
Molecule: messenger RNA, 903 nt
Organism: Saccostrea echinata
Lineage: Eukaryota; Metazoa; Mollusca; Bivalvia; Ostreida; Ostreidae
Product: complement C1q subcomponent subunit B-like
Exons: 2
Coding region: 175-612 (145 amino acids)
Molecular function (GO): protein binding
Source: RefSeq, a predicted model, not a curated record